UGGCAGCUUGCUCUAAUUUGUCUGGCCGCUAUACCAUGCGCUUUUUACAGCAUGGCUAAUACAUUUCUCAGCGCCUCGUCUGACCACUACUGCCAGGUACUAAAUAACCAGACGUAUACGGACAACUCUAUUCUAAGGAACUGUACGAUUCCGUACGAGGUUGAUGACGAUGGCGAUAUAGAAUGGUCAAAAUGUGAGAGGUUCAAUAUAACUAGGUACGAUGAAUGCGCCUCUGAUCAACUUGCUACAAUAGAAUGUGACAACGGAUGGGUCUACGACACGGAUACGUAUGAGAGUACGGUGGUCCACGAAUUCGAUUUAGUGUGUGACAAGGACUGGUUGAAACAGAUGUCUAAAUCGAUUGUUUUGUUUGGAAAAUUGGUUGGUGCUUUAGUAUUUGGACAACUUUCCGAUAGAAUCGGACGUAAACCUGUAUUUUUCUUCAGUUUAAUCUUUGGUAUUGUCGUCGGUAUCAUCACGGCAUUUUCUCCUAGUUAUGCGUUUUUUGCAGUGGGUCAGUUCUUCUUGGGGACGGCUGCAUCUGGGAUGUAUUUAGUAGGAUUCGUAAUAUGUGUGGAAUUGGUUGGCCCUCCAAGACGUACGUUCGCAGGUACGAUGAUCACCGCAUUUUUCGCUAUCGGUUACAUGAUAUUGGCCGUGAUAGCCUUUCUGUUGGAUGGACACUGGAGGAAACUGCAAUUUACAUUAUCAGCGUUGUGUAUACCCCUUCUUUCGUAUUAUUGGUUGAUUCCUGAAUCUGUACGAUGGCUUGUACAGCAAGGAAAAUACGACAAGGCUGAGAAAGUACUCGAGAAAGCUGCAAAGAUGAACAAGGUUACUUUACCUGAAAAUAUAUUCGACGAACAAAGACUUGAGCUAGAUAAGAAAGUUGAAAUUGUAGAGGAAGAAAAAGAAAAGAAAUACAACAUGUUUGAUUUGAUGAAGACGCCGCGAAUCCGAAUACGAUCGCUGAACAUAUUUUUCAAUUGGUUCUGUAAUAGUAUGGUGUACUACGGCCUUUCUUUGAAUACGGAUGGUUUAGCAAAGAAUGCUUAUAUUAGUUUCUUUAUAUCUGGUGCCGUGGAAUUGCCAGCGUACGCUCUGUGUAUUGUUCUACUCGACAGAACAGGAAGGCGCAUCAUGCUAACUACGUUCAUGAUACUUGGUGGCGCUGCACUCAUAGCAUCCUGUCCGUUUCUGGAAGAUGAAUGUGAGUAUAUUCGGCGACGCACAGACCACGCACGCGAGAGCAGGUGA
Saccoglossus kowalevskii is the source of this 1257-nucleotide messenger RNA. Its product is annotated as organic cation transporter protein-like. Lineage: Eukaryota; Metazoa; Hemichordata; Enteropneusta; Harrimaniidae. Gene Ontology annotation, molecular function: transmembrane transporter activity. Gene Ontology annotation, cellular component: membrane. Gene Ontology annotation, biological process: transmembrane transport. The record is from RefSeq and is a predicted model, not a curated record.